This is a messenger RNA of Dryobates pubescens (Downy woodpecker), 2607 nucleotides long. It is a transcript of the gene TPD52, whose product is annotated as tumor protein D52. Gene Ontology annotation, biological process: B cell differentiation. The record is from RefSeq and is a predicted model, not a curated record. The transcript is spliced from 8 exons. The coding region runs from base 321 to 1073 and encodes 250 amino acids. NCBI's taxonomy places the organism in Eukaryota, Metazoa, Chordata, Aves, Piciformes, Picidae. Gene Ontology annotation, cellular component: mitochondrial small ribosomal subunit; cytoplasm.
AAAUUCUUGAUGCAGUCCUGCAGAGGACCAAGGCUCUUCCAGCAGCCGUGAGCCGUGUGCUGUGAAUGUUUGUUAAAGGCACGGUCUGUUUAGAUCCAGCCCCGGUUAUACAUUUACAGGAACUUAAGGCUGUGGCAGCAGCUUACGGGAUGGAUCAGGAACCACUUGCUAGACAGCUCCAUCCAAUCUAGCAGUGGUGUAAGAGAGCCAAAUUUUGGGGAGGGACAGUAAGUGUCAUGUGAAGGAAGCGGAGCGAUUCUUAAUCCUGCUGCCUGGGUCACCCCAGAGAGCGAAGAUGAACGCGGCGGUGGAAGAGGAGGAUGGCUGCAUGCUCUGAGUUCUCUGGCAUGGAUCUGUAUGAGGAUUACAAAUCACCCUUUGAUUUCAAUGCUGGAGUGAACAGAAACUAUCUCUACCUGUCGCCUAGCAUAACCCUUUCUCCACCGGGAUCACCUACGCUGGCCAAGUCUGGGCUGCUGAGGAGUGACUCUAUACCUGAGGUUGGAGAGGAUGCUGCUGCAACAGCUGGUAUGGCAGAAACACUCUCAGAAGAAGAACAGGAUGAGCUAAGGAAAGAGCUCGCUAAGGUAGAAGAGGAAAUCCAGACGCUCUCACAAGUGCUGGCUGCCAAAGAGAAGCACCUAGCAGAAAUCAAGAGGAAGCUGGGGAUUAACUCUUUACAGGAGCUAAGGCAGAACAUUACCAAAAGCUGGCAAGAUGUUACAGCAACCACAGCCUACAAGAAAACAUCAGAAACCCUUUCUCAGGCUGGCCAGAAGGCUUCUGCAGCUUUUUCAUCUGUUGGUUCAGUCAUAACUAAGAAGUUUGAAGAUGUCAGACUACAGGCUUUUGCAUAUUCCUUUAGUAUACGCUCCUUACAACAUUCCAUUAGCAUGCCUAUUAUGAGAAAUUCUCCUACUUUCAAAUCCUUUGAGGAAAAGGUUGAAAACCUAAAGUCUAGAGUUGGAGGAGGCAAACCUGCUGGGGGAGACUUUGGAGAAGUUCUCAACUCUGCUGCCAAUGCCAGUGCCACAGAAACAAUUCCAGAACAGACACAGGAGGAGACCCAGUGAGACUCCUGCCUCUCUCCUGCUCCCCACUGCCAGAUGCUGCAAGCAAAGACAAAGCACAGUUGUAACGUUCCUUGCGCUCUUUCCACCAGAUGUGCUUUUAUUGAGCACGUAGAUAUUUUACCAGGUUAACUGAUACCAAGCUGGUUUGUGGGUUCAAAACAUUUUUGAAACUAAAAUCCAUGGUUUGGGGUUUUGUGUGGGAAGCAGAAUUUUUAUGCCUUUCAAGCAUUUAAAGGACUUACCUGUAAUUUGAAGGCAACCUUUAAAAUAUAGCAGUGAAAAACCCUCUUUUGAGAAGUUAAUUAUACUGUACAUACACUGUGGACACAUAAUUUCUUUGGAAUCUGUAACUUCUGCUCAACUUAAUCAUUAUGAAUCUACUGCUGCUGCCAAACUGAAGCUUGUUACUCUGCUCCCUUGUGAUAAUUUCAGUUAAGUGUUUCCUGCACAGGACACUGGACUAGGAGGAUCACUCCGAACUCAGGAAAGGACUUCUGCUUCAGCAGGCUUUAAAGAAGCUGUCCAUAGGAGGGUUACACAUGAGAAGAGACAUAAUGUUCCCUGUCUAACAGAUGUGGAUAGGGUAAUGCAUAACAUCUAAAACUCCCUGAUUUGUCUGUGGAUUAUCUGCCUAGGAAACUUCUGACCAUUGCAGACAGAAGCAAGAUGCCUAGUAGUGCUGGUUUGGGUCAGUUAAAAAUGACAUUUUCAGUUGUUUAACGUACCUGGUGUUUAGGUGGUGCAUUCAUCAGAAUUUUUGACCUUGUGAAUAGAGUCACCUUAACCUGCACAUGGUGGUGUCACGUCUGCACUAAUGACCCAUGGAGUGUAAGCAUAAACCUGAGCACAGAAAUGGGGCUUUUUGGGGCAUCAGGAGGAUUGCUCUCAAAUGCUAAUGUCGUUUCCCUUGUAGGCUGACCAUCAAAAACAUCUCCUGCACUGUCUUUUGUUACUUUGUGUUAAAGGCCUGUGCCACUAGCACCCCUAUUCCUGUCUGAGAUCCCAGAAAUCUGUUUUGAGAGGUGCACAGUGUCAUACCGCAGCAUAGCUCUCCUACAAGAUCUCUUCCACGUGUUGCUUUAUCUGACGUGUUCUUCAGGUUUCUUGUAUUUUGUGUGCUGCUGGCACAUGGUGUUGGUACAGUUAAAACUUUUUGACAAGUGUUUUAUCACCAUGCUUAGAACUGGAAAUGAGUUUUGAAACGUUUGUGUGAAGUCCAUGAAGCUUCUACUACCACAGAGGUUUGGAGCGGUGCGUGGGGGGAAAGCUGGCUCCUGACAACCCUGUUAGCAUGUCAGAUGUAGUAUAUAUAUAUAUGCUUAAUUACAUGUGAGAAGCCUAAUAAAAAUCUGUGAGAGGAAUGUUUGUCCUGUGAAUACAGAGCAUUAUAUAAAUAAGAACUUUUUAUGUCUAAUUGAAACAGUCCUUUAAGCUUGAUUUCCAAGUAGUGCUGAUGUGUAUGAUUGUACUAGGGCGAAUCUGUGUGGAUGGAGCCCAGGUCUAGGUUGACUUCUUGUGGCUUAUGAGAAAUUAA